Amphibalanus amphitrite is the source of this 3544-nucleotide messenger RNA. RefSeq names its product sodium-coupled neutral amino acid transporter 9-like. Lineage: Eukaryota; Metazoa; Arthropoda; Thecostraca; Balanomorpha; Balanidae. The record is from RefSeq and is a predicted model, not a curated record. Bases 582 to 2474 code for a protein of 630 amino acids. Gene Ontology annotation, biological process: amino acid transmembrane transport. The transcript is spliced from 3 exons. Gene Ontology annotation, molecular function: amino acid transmembrane transporter activity.
GUUAUUGUAAAAAAAAUUAUGUGUUUUUUUCCAGGAUUUUUGCUAUUCGCCUGUUUGCGUGAAGAGGUGCCGUACAGUGGAGAGCCACGCUGCCCGCACAGUGGGAAAGCAAGUCGCGUGCGUGGCUGGACUAACCGGCUAUCGGUUAUUGUCCGUGGAAGAGCGUUGAUAACCGGAGUGUGGACGCGGGGACGCCAACCGUGCGACGCCGUUCACUCCAACGCCGUCCGCGUGCCGUGCCGAGCCGGCGUGCCGCUCGCUGCCGCCUCAGGUGGCCGUGUGUGUAGUCUCUGGUGGUGGGCAGGUUUGGCAGCGCGGCCGUGCACAGCUCUACUCGCUGCCGUGCCGUAACCUUGGGAACCGACCGAGCGGCCGAGUGCGUCACCAGCGCUGCCGGCGGAGCGGCGGCCCGCUGCCGACGUCCAGCAGAAGAGGCACGUGUACCCGACGCCGUCACGAGUGAUAUACUAGUGUGUACCAGUGAGUGCUAGUGUCACCGCGGACGUGGACGGACCGUGGGGGGUGCUGGGCGGUCGGACAGUGUUGGUGUUACCCGUUCGCCGCUCUGAAGGGAAAGGGCCAUGUCGAAGAGAGCUACGGAGCGGACGCCUCUUCUAAAACCGCCCAGCGGGAAGCUCGGGUCCGGUACAGAUCUAUCCGCCUCUGCGAUUCGCCGACCACCUCGGCCCGACCGCGGCAAUGCCUCGGACGUGGAGGGUCGGCCGUCCGUGCGCCGCCAGCCCCGCCGAAAACUGGCCAGCGAGUCGGACGCGUCGCGCUCUGCCGCUCUAGGUGGCGCCAAGCUGAGCCAGCGAGGCGGCGCCACCACCGGCAGUGAGUCGGAGAGCGAGCGGCCGCGCCGGCCGUACCACUAUCACCAGGUGCCGGGCACGCACCGUUUCCGUCACGACUCAGGUGCCGAGGCCAGCGACACAGAGGUGGCCACAUUCAACCGGUUCAACUACAUCAGCAAGGUGAUGGGCGGCUCGAGCGGCCGUCUGACCCGGCGGAACUCAGAUACGGGCAGCGAAGCCGAGGGCGAGACGGUCACCUGGGAGCCGCCGCACUUCACCAUCCCUGACCACCUGAUCCCGGCCGAGUUCUUCAUCCCGUACAGACCCUUCGCGCAUGCGCCGCGUCCCGGCGAGGAGUCCAAGAACAGCUCCGUGGUGACCAUCUUCGCCAUCUGGAACACAAUGAUGGGCACCAGCAUCCUGUCGAUGCCCUGGCUGGUGGAACAGUCAGGCUUCAUCUCUUCCAUCGCCACCUUCAUCCUGAUGGCCAUCGUUUGCACGUUUACAGCCUUCCGCGUGCUGACCAUGCAGAAGCGGCUGCGGAUCCCGCCGCCCACACACGACUUUCAGAACAUCAUGCGAGACGUGCUCUCCAAGUACUGGGAGUACUUCGGCAUCAUUUUCUCGGUCCUGGUGCUUGUUGGCGCCAUGUUGGUGUACUGGGUGCUCAUGACCAACUUCCUCUACAAGUCCGUCGACUACUUUUACGAUUUGGCAAUUGGGAACUUUAGCAAGUACGAGAUCAACACAACUGUGAUCAACGGCGCAUACUGUCCCGAGGAUGUGAUAGUUCCCGCCGAAGACGAAACUGUGGAGCUCACUGCCGCGUCUGACAGCUUCUACGAUAAGUUGUGGAACACGCAGACAGCACCGUUGUUCCUCAUCGUUCUGCUGUAUCCGCUACUCAACAUCAAGAGCCCCACCUUCUUCACCAAGUUCACCGGCAUGGGCACCAUCUCGGUGCUGUACAUGCUGAUUUUCGUGACCACCAAGUCUGCCCAGUUUGGCAUCCACGUGAGCUUCUCCGACAGCACGGCCUACGACUACGUGCAGCUGUUCAGGCCCAACUUCCCAGUGGCCAUGGGCACGCUGUCCCUGGCCAUGUUCAUUCACAACUGCGUGUGCCGCAUCAUGGAGAGCAACGAACACCAGGAGAAAAACGUCCGGGACCUCUUCAUUGCCUACUUCCUCGUGUUUAUCACGUACCUUUACAUCGGCCUGCUCUUCUUCAUGGCAUGGCCGUUCGCCAAGACAUGCAUCCAGGAUAACUUCCUGGACAACUUCCUUGGCACCGAUCCCAUGUCGCUGGUGGCGCGUAUGUUCCUCUUCUUCCAGAUGUGCACCGUCUUCCCGCUGCUCGGCUUCAUGAUCCGGGCCCAGCUGAUGACGUUCAUUUUCGGCACCACCUACCCCGGACCGGGCCGAGUCCUGCUGCUCAACACCUUCGUCGUGCUGGCCUGCGUGCUUGUGGCCGUCUUCUACCCGCACAUUGGUCAGCUGCUUCGCUUUUCGGGCGCGUUCUGCGGCAUGGCCUGGAUCUUCACGUUCCCCUGCGUCACCUACAUGGUGGGUGCGUACCGUCGCGGCCAACUACGCUGGCCGGGAGCGCUGCUUCACUCGGCGCUCAUUGUGCUUGGCGUCGUCAACCUGGUGCUACAAUUCGUAGUCAAGACAGAUUAACGGCGCUGAAUUCUCUAGCUGGUCAAUUUAAUCGAAUACCACUUCGGUCAUGGCUGAAGACUCUUGAAAGAUCACAUGGCGUCACCGGGACAGCGUAAUAUUGCGAAUGUUAUUUUAGUGCCGUGCUUCGAAAAUGACAAUCCAUAACUGGUCGUUCAGCCAGGAGUGGGUAACUUGCCUGUGGUCGCAGAUUGUCAUCCACCACUGGGCUUUGCAGCAGUCUUGCGAAGUUGUAUGACAACAGCGAGGUGUGCUGGCGUCGAUUGAAAGGUGCAUAAGGUAGGGAGCCAUAGCAUGGCUAAGUGCCAUACAGACCGGACAACGGGAACCCGUAUCAUGUGAGACACUAUACUCUAGUGUGAGGCGCUAGUGACCAGACUGUGAGUAGUCGUUGCGCCCCAGUGACGGAAUAACCGGGUUGUCAUGUAACAUAGAGGGACUCUACGAGAUGCGCCGUGUCUAUUGUCUAUGCGUGGACGUGGGUGUGUUCCACGUGUGUUACGGGUUCGCUUCAUCCGCGAGUGACCUGUGUGAGCUAUGUCAAAGCGGGUGUGCUUACCUGAAUUCCGCCUGUCCAUGGUAUAUACCGAUAGGGGCUGAGUGGGGAAAGGCGAUGUUGGCUGUAAGGGGCUCAACUGGAAUGAGAACGACCUUGACUAUAGUGCUAGGUGGCGUCUUACAAUAUCGUAAAUGUUACUUACACUGAUGAGUCUUUCAAACUAUGUGGAGUGUACCGCUCGGGACCGCUUUCAUAUUGUAUCGUUGAUACUCAUUUUAACCUGGACGCUGGUUUAACCACUUGGGCACUAGGGGCUGGUGUCUUCAUUUACUGGCAUUGUCUUCUAUCCUGAAAGCAUUAGAAGAGCAUGGGUCUGAAUGAGUUGACCGCACAUUCAUUGUUCGAUGUGCUGAUCGAUGUCCGUAUGAGUGUUGGAUGAAGUAUGGGAAUUUCGUAUUGUGUAUGUAAAUGCUCAGGAAUCAUGCCAUAUCCUACCUCGGGUGUGGGCAAAAUGAGCAGUUCAUGCUUACGGUUAUCAUACGGACAGAAAAUAUAUUUAUUCCAUAAUAUG